Messenger RNA from Sus scrofa (pig), 1080 nucleotides. Lineage: Eukaryota; Metazoa; Chordata; Mammalia; Artiodactyla; Suidae. The record is from RefSeq and is a predicted model, not a curated record.
AUGGUAAUGAUGGAAGUGGUGGUAAUGAUGGAGACAAUGGUAAUGAUGAUGGUGAUGGUCAUGAUGGAGGUGGUGGUAAUGAUAAGGGUGGUGAUGAUGAUAAUGUUGAAGAUGAUGACUAUGGUGAUGGUCAUGAUGGAGGUGGUGGUAAUGAGGGAGGUGGUGGUAAUGAUAACAGUGGUAAUGAUGAUAGUGGCAAAGAUGAUGAUGAUGAUGGUAACUUACGAUGGAAGUGGUGGUAAUGAUGGAGACAAUGGUAAUGAUGUUGGUGAUGGUAAUGAUGAUGGUGAUGGUCAUGAUGGAAGUGGUGAUAAUGAUGGAGACAAUGGUAAUGAUGAUGGUGAUGGUCAUGAUGGAGGUGGUAGUAAUGAUAAUGGUGGUAAUGAUGGAGACAAUGGUAAUGAUGAUGGUGAUGGUCAUGAUGGAGGUGAUAGUAAUGAUAAUGGUGGUAAUGAUGAUAAUGUUGAAGAUGAUGAUGGUGAUGGUCAUGAUGGAAGUGGUGAUAAUGAUGGAGACAAUGGUAAUGAUGAUGGUGAUGGUCAUGAUGGAGGUGGUAGUAAUGAUAAUGGUAAUGAUGAUAAUGUUGAAGAUGAUGAUGGUGAUGGUCAUGAUGAUGAUAAUCAUUCUGGUGAUGGUAAUGAUGGAAGUGGUGGUAAUGAUGGAGACAAUGGUAAUGAUGUUGGUGAUGAUGAUGAUGGUGAUGGUAAUGAUGGAAGUGGUGGUAAUGAUGGAGACAAUGGUAAUGAUGAUGGUGAUGGUCAUGAUGGAGGUGGUGGUAAUGAUAAUGGUGGUAAUGAUGAUAAUGUUGAAGAUGAUGGUGAUGGUCAUGAUGGAAGUGGUGGUAAUGAGAGAGGUGGUGGUAAUGAUAAUGGUGGUAAUGAUGAUAAUGUUGAAGAUGAUGGUGAUGGUCAUGAUGGAAGUGGUGGUAAUGAGAGAGGUGGUGGUUAUGAUAACGGUGGUAAUGAUGAUAGUGACAAAGAUGAUGUGAUGAUGGUAACUUACGAUGGAAGUGGUGGUAAUGAUGCAGAUGAUGGUAAUGACGGAGGUGGUGGAAGUGAUGGUGGUGGUCAGUGCAUGUGA